This is a messenger RNA of Labrus bergylta (ballan wrasse), 2637 nucleotides long. It is a transcript of the gene taf5, whose product is annotated as TAF5 RNA polymerase II, TATA box binding protein (TBP)-associated factor. Gene Ontology annotation, biological process: transcription initiation at RNA polymerase II promoter. Gene Ontology annotation, molecular function: protein binding; RNA polymerase II general transcription initiation factor activity. Gene Ontology annotation, cellular component: transcription factor TFIID complex. Lineage: Eukaryota; Metazoa; Chordata; Actinopteri; Labriformes; Labridae. The record is from RefSeq and is a predicted model, not a curated record.
AUGGCGGCCGUGCAGGGUGGUCUGGUCGACGCUGUUGAGGAAAAAGAUAUAAAAACAGAACCAUCGAACGAUAGCGGAGGAAAUAAUAAUGCAGGCGAAGCCCGACUGCUCUCCCCGUCCCCUGGCUCCAGUGCUUCGGCGGGAAGUGCUAAAAGUACGACGGGAGCCCCGGAGGACCAGUCUACGCUGCUGGCUGUCCUGCAGUUCCUCAAAAAGAACAAACUCACCGAGUCCGUUGACAUUUUGCGUCGUGAAGCGGGAUUACCGGAGGAUGUACUCGAUUCAAAAGGUACCGAUAGCUCCGGGGCAGGUUCGGGUGCUGCAGCGGACAGCGCGGACGCAGCAGGCGGAGAUGCGAGCUCUUUGCUCAGCCGAGUGACCGGCUCAUCCUCCGCGCCAGCCCCGGCGCCCACCAAAGCUCCUGGGGAGGAUCAGCCGGAUGUCAACGUGGUGCUGUCGGCUUACAGCCAGCAGGGAGACCCGGCGCUGUAUGGGGUUUACUACAACGGCCUGAAGAGGUUCAUAGAAUCUGUUCUGGACUGUCACCGAGCAGAGCUGUCCCAGUUGUUUUACCCGCUGUUUGUGCACAUGUAUCUGGAGCUGGUGUACAACAAUCACGAGAAUGGCAAGGUGUUCUUUGAAAAGUUCAGCGGGGAUCAGGAGUGCUACUAUGCAGACGACUUGCGUGUUUUGUCAAGUCUGACAAAGAAGGAGCACAUGAGAGGCAAUGAGACCCUGCUGGACUUCCGCACCAGCAAGUUCGUACUCCGUAUCUCCCGUGACUCUUACCAGCUGCUUAAGAGGCAUCUGCAGGAGCGUCAGAACAACCAGAUCUGGAAUAUCAUCCAGGAGCACCUCUACAUCGACAUCUUUGAUGGCAUGCCGCGCAGUAAGAGCCAGAUCGACGCCAUGUCGGGCAGCUUGGCCGGAGAAGCGAAGCGGGAGGCGAACAAGGCUAAGGUUUACUACGGACUGCUGAAGGAGCCAGAAAUAGAGCUGCCUCUUGAUGAUGAGGAUGAGGAGGCAGAGAAUGAGGAAGGUAAACCCAAGAAGAAGAAACCCAAGAAGGACAGCAUGGGCUCCAAGAGCAAGAAGCAGGAUCCUAAUGCACCUUCACAGACCAGGAUACCUCUACCAGAGUUAAAGGAUUCAGACAAGCUGGACAAGAUCAUGUACAUGAAGGAGGCCACCAAAAGGAUCCGCCUGGCACCAGAUAACCUCCCCUCCAUCUGCUUCUACUCUUUUCUCAACGCUUACCAGGGUUUGACUGCAGUGGAUUUCACAGACGACUCCAGCCUGAUCGCCGGAGGCUUCGCUGACUCCACAGUACGAGUGUGGAGUGUCACACCGAAAAAACUCCGCAAGGUCAAGUCUGCAGCAGACUUGAAUCUGAUUGACAAAGAGUCGGACGAUGUGCUGGAGAGGAUCAUGGACGAGAAGACGGCCAGCGAGUCAAAGAUCCUCUAUGGACACAGUGGCCCGGUAUACGGCAUCAGCUUCAGCCCAGACAGGAACUAUUUGUUGUCAAGUUCUGAAGAUGGUACAAUCAGGCUGUGGAGUCUGCAGACAUUCACUUGUCUGGUGGGCUACAAAGGCCACAACUACCCAGUGUGGGACACCCAAUUCUCCCCUCAUGGGUACUACUUUAUCUCUGGGGGACAUGACCGAGUGGCCCGCCUGUGGGCAACAGAUCACUACCAGCCCCUGCGGAUGUUUUCUGGUCAUCUAGCAGAUAUCACUUGCACCCGCUUCCACCCCAACUCCAAUUAUGUUGCCACAGGAUCGUCUGAUCGAACCAUCCGGCUCUGGGACGUCCUGAGCGGAAACUGCGUUCGCAUCUUCACUGGUCACAAGGGUCCUAUCCAUGCGCUGGCUUUCUCUCCCAAUGGGAAGUACUUGGCUUCAGGAGCGACUGAUGGCAGAGUUCUUCUGUGGGACAUCGGUCAUGGACUUAUGAUUGGGGAGCUUAAAGGCCACACUGACACAAUCUACUCCCUCAAAUUCAGCAGAGACGGAGAGAUCCUGGCCUCUGGCUCCAUGGACUACACUGUCCGUCUGUGGAAUGCGAUGAAAGCUUACGAUGAUUUAGAGACGGACGAUUUCACAGCAACCACAGGACACGUCCAUCUACAAGACAACUCCCAGGAGCUUCUGCUCGGAACCUACAUGACCAAAUCCACACCCGUAAUUCACCUUCACUUCACCCGCAGGAACCUGCUGCUAGCCGCUGGGGCCUACAAUCCAUGAGGCAUCAUGGAAUAACUCAAGAAUAACAUAGUUCAAAGGCAAACGCCUGUUCCAUGAAUUCCACAAGGGAAAGCCUAUUUGUGGUGCAGUGGGAACAAAAUGUAACUAUCAACAAAUCACCUCUGGUGCUUAUCUAACUGUGAAUGAAGAUACGAGUUAGGUUAGCCAACUCCUUUUUCUUGCCCUCAGUAUGAUGGACGCAGGCACAGAAUCAAGUGGAUCAUUGCAGAUAUUCCUUGGACAAAGAUAAGUGCCAUGUUGACUGAGAACGGUUUUUAGAAAUCACUGCCAUGAGUACAGCUGGGUUCAACACGUCGCUGACAUUGGGACUUUAACUGUAUCAUAGUAUUUUAUACCAGUGGACACUGUAAAUAAAACAAGUGUUUUCUA